AUGCUUGCUUUAUUUGCACUUUUCCCAUUCUCUUUACAAUAUACCCCAUUUGAAGGCUGUACACCAGAAAAUACCAUUCGGAUUCAACCUUCAGAAGUUAUUACAAAGUCUUUUGCUAAAGAUGAAUAUUCACCAUUAUGUAUUCAAGGGUCUAUAUAUUUUGAUUCAAACAGAGUAUUCACAGCAGAUUGGAGAUUUGAUACAGUAGAUGGAGAACUCGGAAGUUUUCAUAAUGAUGAUGGCGUAGAAUUAAUUGGCAGUCGUGAUAAAAUACCCUAUAUCAAACUAAGACCACGAGAUCUUUACAGCCCAAAUAUUAUAACAAUUGUUGGAAUUACAAUGUCAGGACCUUCGGAUUCAGGGUUUACUUAUCAAGUUUUUACUAAUAAGGAAUCUUUCAAUAAGAAAAUUACAAUUGAUAAAAAUAAUGAGUUGGGAAUUAUUGCAGUAAACCAAAACCCAUUAAAAUUUACUGUUAAUAGAGUCAAAAGUAAAGCUAUUAUCAAGGCUAAUGGUGAUGCUACAAAGAAAAUCGGAAAUAGAAUAAUUUUAAAUGUUCACAGACCUCAAGAUGAUUCAUCAUUCACUAGUGAGGAAGUAAAAAUUAAAUGUCAAACAGAUUCAAAUACUCAACCAGAACAAGGAUUUACAACACAGUUUGCCGAAAACCUUUUCUUUAUUAUUCCAGAGGCAGAAGGAGGCUAUCAUUCGAGACAAAUCAAUGAUUAUUCCAAUCAACAUAUUACUAUUUUUACAGAUGUUGAAUCAAGUGAAGAAGUAUACCAAGAUCCAUGUCUAGAAGGUGAAGAAGAAACAGAACAAGAGAAACCACAGGUUGAAACUAUGCCCGUGCCUGAUGGCGUUUUCUGCAAUGAAAUAAGAACUUCAUAUUCAGCAAUUGAAAGUUAUCUUAUUACUAUUGGAGCCGAAAAAACAUUAUGUAUGAAAGGAAGUUUUGUUUUUGCAUCUGUAGAUAAGUUCAAGGUCUCGUUAUACAAUACACAGAAUCUUAAUGAGAAUCCAGUAGAGAUGGAAAAUCCAUUUAGUGUUGCAGGCGAUACAUGCUUAAGCAUAAUUAAAUGCUCUGAUAAUUCAAAAGAGUGUAGGGUUCAUGCUGUUCCGAUAGUUACACCUGUAUCUAACGAAAAGGAUGGAACCCAAUUGUCAAUUUUCACAACAAAGAAUUCAUUGGAGUUAAAUCAUACAGUUUCAUUCAAAGAUGAAAAAUUUAAAUCUUUUGCAUUGACAUCCUAUAGUAACAAGAAGAAAGAAAUUGAAGUUAAAACUAAUAAUGAAAAAGUUUAUGGUAUUCUUCUGAGCGGUAAUGAAACUGGACUAAAUAAAUUUCAAGGUUUCACACUUCGGUCUUUGAUAUCUUUAGGUUGA
Messenger RNA from Trichomonas vaginalis G3, 1386 nucleotides. RefSeq lists its product as uncharacterized. The record is from RefSeq and is a predicted model, not a curated record. The transcript has a single exon. Bases 1 to 1386 code for a protein of 461 amino acids. NCBI's taxonomy places the organism in Eukaryota, Parabasalia, Trichomonadida, Trichomonadidae.